Onychomys torridus (southern grasshopper mouse) is the source of this 1188-nucleotide messenger RNA. RefSeq names its product chloride intracellular channel 1 (gene Clic1). Bases 270 to 995 code for a protein of 241 amino acids. The record is from RefSeq and is a predicted model, not a curated record. The transcript has 7 exons. Lineage: Eukaryota; Metazoa; Chordata; Mammalia; Rodentia; Cricetidae.
ACGUCUCCUAGCAAACCAGAAGACUGGAAAGGACGCAGAACCCUGCAUCCUCAAACCCCAUUCUGCAUCUUCGUGGGCAGUUCACUAGUGUCAGGCUUCCCUUUGGAAGAGUGGGCCACCCUCCUCCGUAAUGAAGCGAGAAACUGAGGCACGGAAAAGGGACAGUCUGAGUCUGGAGGAGAGAAUCCCGGACCGGGAGACCCGCCUUCCCUGGCCCCGGCCCCUCCCAGUGCCCCAGCGAAGGCUGCUUCCUGGUCCCCGACGCAACCAUGGCUGAAGAACAACCUCAGGUCGAACUGUUCGUGAAGGCUGGCAGUGAUGGAGCCAAGAUUGGGAACUGCCCCUUCUCCCAGAGGCUGUUCAUGGUGCUCUGGCUCAAGGGAGUCACCUUCAACGUUACCACUGUGGACACCAAGAGACGGACAGAGACCGUUCAGAAACUUUGCCCAGGUGGACAGCUCCCAUUCCUGCUGUAUGGCACGGAAGUACACACAGACACCAACAAGAUCGAGGAGUUCCUGGAAGCCGUGCUGUGCCCUCCCAAGUACCCAAAGCUGGCUGCUCUCAAUCCUGAGUCCAACACCUCAGGACUGGACAUAUUUGCCAAGUUUUCUGCCUACAUCAAGAACUCAAACCCGGCACUCAAUGACAAUCUAGAGAAGGGGCUCCUGAAAGCCCUGAAGGUUCUAGACAAUUACUUGACAUCCCCCCUCCCAGAGGAAGUGGAUGAAACCAGCGCUGAAGAUGAGGGUGUCUCUCAGAGGAAGUUUCUGGAUGGCAAUGAGCUCACCCUGGCUGAUUGCAACCUGCUGCCAAAGCUUCACAUCGUGCAGGUGGUGUGUAAAAAGUACAGAGGCUUCACUAUCCCAGAGGCAUUCCGUGGAGUGCAUCGGUACUUGACCAAUGCUUACGCUCGGGAAGAAUUCGCCUCCACCUGUCCAGAUGACGAGGAGAUAGAGCUGGCCUAUGAGCAAGUGGCCAAGGCCCUGAAAUGAACACGCCUUGAAGUCUCUUUCACCCACUCUAUGCUCUCCAUCGCUCUGGGAGGCUACCUAAUGGACACACUCCAGAAUAGCCACGGGUCGGGAAAUCCGGGGCACUUGUGUAGGGCUGAAGGAGAAAUGGGGUAAAGGACAGGUGACAAGAUUUUUAUUGUGGGGUGGGGUGGGUAGGACAACGUAUUUCGGU